Molecule: messenger RNA, 1080 nt
Organism: Lipotes vexillifer (Yangtze River dolphin)
Lineage: Eukaryota; Metazoa; Chordata; Mammalia; Artiodactyla; Lipotidae
Gene: SIRT6
Product: sirtuin 6
Exons: 9
Coding region: 1-1080 (359 amino acids)
Biological process (GO): negative regulation of transcription by RNA polymerase II
Cellular component (GO): nucleus
Molecular function (GO): transcription corepressor activity; NAD+ binding; histone H3K9 deacetylase activity, NAD-dependent
Source: RefSeq, a predicted model, not a curated record
AUGUCGGUGAAUUAUGCGGCGGGGCUGUCGCCGUACGCGGACAAGGGCAAGUGCGGCCUCCCCGAGGUCUUUGACCCCCCUGAGGAGUUGGAGCGGAAGGUAUGGGAGCUGGCACAGCUGGUCUGGCAGUCCUCCAACGUGGUGUUCCACACGGGCGCGGGCAUCAGCACAGCCUCAGGCAUCCCCGACUUCAGGGGCCCCCAUGGCGUCUGGACGAUGGAGGAGCAGGGCCUGGCCCCCAAGUUCGACACCACCUUCGAGAACGCGCGGCCCACGAAGACUCACAUGGCACUGGUGCAGCUGGAGCGCGUGGGCCUCCUGCGCUUCCUGGUCAGCCAGAACGUGGACGGGCUGCACGUGCGCUCUGGCUUCCCCAGGGACAAGCUGGCAGAGCUUCACGGAAACAUGUUUGUAGAAGAAUGUGUCAAGUGUAAGACGCAGUACGUCCGGGACACCGUCGUGGGCAGCAUGGGCCUGAGGGCCACCGGCCGGCUCUGCACCGUGGCCAAGUCAAGGGGGCUGCGGGCCUGCAGGGGGGAGCUGAGAGAUACUAUUCUGGACUGGGAAGACUCCCUGCCUGACCGGGACCUCACUCUGGCCGAUGAGGCCAGCAGGAACGCGGACCUGUCCAUCACGCUGGGCACCUCCCUGCAAAUCCGGCCCAGCGGGAACCUGCCCCUCGCCACCAAACGCCACGGAGGCCGGCUGGUCAUCGUCAAUCUUCAGCCCACCAAGCACGACCGUCACGCAGACCUGCGUAUCCACGGCUAUGUAGAUGAAGUCAUGACCCGGCUCAUGAAGCAUCUGGGCCUGGAGAUCCCGGCCUGGGACGGCCCCCGCGUGCUGGAGAGGGCNCUGCCCCCCCUGCCCCGCCCGCCCACCCCCAAGCUGGAGCCCAAGGAGGAGGCCCCCGCCCAGCUCCACAGCCCAGUGCCCGCCAGCCCCAAGCAGGAGCCCGCAGCUGAGCCCGGCACCCAGCACGACGGCUCCGGGCCCGCCAGCCCCAAAAGGGAGCGGGUGGACAGUCCUGCUCCCCGCAGGCCCCCCAAAAGAGUGAAGACCGAGGUGGUUCCCAGCUGA